Peromyscus leucopus (white-footed mouse) is the source of this 3438-nucleotide messenger RNA. It is a transcript of the gene Nudcd1, whose product is annotated as NudC domain containing 1. The record is from RefSeq and is a predicted model, not a curated record. The transcript has 10 exons. Bases 469 to 2217 code for a protein of 582 amino acids. Lineage: Eukaryota; Metazoa; Chordata; Mammalia; Rodentia; Cricetidae.
ACCACCAUCACCGCGGGCGAGGGCCGUCCCUUCCCAGCGACGAAAUGACCCUUGCGCUGACGACCGUUACCUACCACACUCUUCGGCUGCCCGGACUUAGACCCUCAGUAGCUCGGGCACCUAAAGCACACAGAAAGCUAGCACACGCAUUUCCGGGGCGGGAUCUGGCCACCCUGCCUAUAAUGUGAGAAUUCAACUAGCGCGGGCCGCCUUCUGGUCGCUCAGCCCUCUGGGUAAGGGAGUCCAGAGCCCGCGGAAUGGGCGCGAGUUCGGUUGUCGGGAAACUACAGUUCCCAGCAUGCAACAGGGCCAGCUUGCUCGUGCACACUACACUUCCCAGAAGAGAUUGGGCGCCGCAGCGUCCUCUGGGAUGGGAACCACGCUGCUUCCCACCCUGGGUUCCAGGAGUGAAGCGCGGACCUUUCAACAAGAGCUUUAUUGGUUCUCCCGCUGGGCUCCCGGAACGCGAUGGAGGCAGCCAAUUGCUCCCUGCGGGUGAAGAGACCCUUACUGGAUCCCCGCUUCGAGGGCUACAAGCUGUCCCUAGAGCCGCUGCCCUGCUACCAGCUGGAGCUUGAUGCAGCUGUAGCAGAAGUAAAACUUCGGGAUGACCAGUAUACGUUGGAGCACAUGCAUGCUUUUGGAAUGUAUAAUUAUCUGCACUGUGAUGCCUGGUAUCAAGACAGUGUCUACUACAUUGAUAACCUUGGGAGAAUUAUGAACUUAACAGUGAUGCUGGACACUGCCUUAGGAAAACCUCGAGAGGUGUUCCGACUCCCUACAGAUUUGACAACAUAUGACAAUCGUCUUUGUGCUUCUAUCCAUUUCACAUCCCCUACCUGGGUUACCUUGUCAGACGGAACUGGAAGAUUAUAUGUCAUUGGAACAGGCAACCGUGGAAAUAGUCCUGAAAAAUGGGAAAUUAUGUUUAAUGAAGAACUUGGGAAUCCAUUUAUUAUAAUCCAUAGUAUCUCAUUGCUGGAAGGUGAAGAGCACUCAGUAGCUAUGCUUCUUCUUCGAAUAGAGAAGGAGGAAUUGGACAUGAAAGGAAGUGGCUUCUAUGUUUCUUUAGAGUGGGUCACUGUCAGUAAGAAAAAAGAAGAUAGUAAAAAGUAUGAAAUUACCAAGCGUCGUGUUCUCCGUGGCAAGUCAGUGCCGCAUUAUGCUGCUAUUGAGCCCAAUGGAAACGGUGUAAUGAUUGUAUCCUACAAGUCCUUCAAGUUUAUUUCAGUUGAUCAGGAUCUUGAAGAAAGUAUGGAUGAAGACAGGUCAGAGAAAAUCAAAGUAGAACCUUUGUAUUACUGGCAACAAACUGACGAUGAUUUGACAGUAACAGUAAGGCUUCCAGAAAACUGUACUAAGGAAGAUAUUCAGAUACAGUUUUUGCCUGAUAACAUCAACAUUAUGCUGAAGGAAAUCCAGGUUUUGGAAGGAAAACUCUAUUCAUCUAUUGAUCAUGAAAGCAGUACAUGGACAAUUAAGGAGAAUGAUAGCUUGGAGAUUUCCUUGAUUAAGAAGAAUGAAAGUCUGACAUGGCCAGAGCUGGUGGUUGGCGACAAACAAGGGGAACUCGUAAGAGACCCAGCCCAAUGUGCUGCAAUAGCAGAGCGCUUGAUGCACCUGACCUCCGACGAGCUGAAUCCAAAUCCAGAUAAAGAAAAACCUCCUUGUAAUGCUCAGGAAUUAGAAGAAUGUGAUAUCUUCUUUGAAGAGAGCUCCAGUUUAUGCCGAUUUGAUGGCAAUACAUUAAAAACAACUCAUGUGGUGAAUCUUGGCAGCAACCAGUACCUGUUCUCAGUCACUGUGGAUCCUAAAGAAAUGCCCUGCUUCUGUCUACGCCAUGAUGUUGAUGCCCUUCUCUGGCAACCACACUGCAGCAAGCAGGAUGACAUGUGGGAGCACAUUGCGACCUUCAACGCCCUAGGUUACGUCCAAGCAUCAAAGAGAGACAAGAAAUUUUUUGCCUGUUCUCCAGAUUAUUCCUACGCAGCCCUUUGUGAGUGCCUUCGCCGAGUAUUCAUCUAUCGGCAGCCUGCUCCCAUGUCCACUGUGCUCUACAACAGAAAGGAAGGCCGGCAUGUGGGCCAGGUUGCUAAGCAGCAAGUAGCAAGCCUGGAAACCAACGAUCCUAUUUUAGGCUUUCAGGCAACAAAUGAGAGAUUAUUUGUUCUCACUACCAGAAACCUGUUUUUAAUAAAAGUAAAUACGGAGAAUUAAUCCUCCAACAUUUGGCUGAAAAGUUUCCAGUGGCACCUGGAGAGCUGAACAGUUGUACUGUAACCUGUUAAGUUUUAAUGUGUUAAAUGAAAAUAUCUUUCCUGAAGUUUUAUUUUUAAAGGAUAUUGGAAAUGUAUUCAAGAUUAUGAAUCUGUAAAAGCUAUAGGAUAGAUGAAGCUACGGAUUUAGAGAACAUUGGCUUCUGUAAAAAAUAUGAAGAUUUUGGCAAAUGUAGUUAUUUUUUAAAAUCUGGUGAUUAAAUCUCAUCUUUUAUAUGACAAACAUACAAUUCAUUGUUUAAAAAUAAAAAUAUUUAUCAUGUGCUUAGCUCAUUGUUUAGAUUGCUACAGUCACUAUAUAGAAUGUUUAGGGUAGCAGUAAAAUACUGAGCAUUAUAAGGUAUUUUAAUGGGCUGAAGUCUACAUAAAGAAUUGUGAGUCCAGAGUUACAAGAGUACAGCAAUUUUGAUAAUGUUGCUUAUAAACCUUAAUUGUUUUCAUAGUAAGCAUAGAUUUGUUUAUGUAUUUUCUCUACUACAUUAUAGAAAGUUAGGCAUUUUCCAUUAUUGCAUAACCAAGUACCACAAUGCUCAGGUAUUUAAGAGUUUAUUUCAGUAUCUGGGAGGCAAAGGCUGGAGAAUUACCAGUUCAAGGCCAGCCUGGACACAUAACAAGACCUUGUCUCAAAAUAAAAAUAACUCAAGGUUUAUGGUUUUUCUUGGUUCUGUGAACUGGCUUCUCAUGCUCUGGGUGGUCUCUUGUCUUCUGGUAGGCUAAGCUGUGCUUCCUGCCAUGAAAGAGAACAGUCUAAGAGCAAACCAGGGUGCAAGGGUUUGCCAAGCUUGAACUUCCAUGGUUGCUAAAAAAAAAAAAAAGGACAGUUUGACUCACAUGGCCAGGUCUAGAGAGACGGCAGAGCUGUAACACAUUAGGGCCAUUGAGGCCAUAGCUACAUCUGUCCUAUGAGGCUCGUAGGACAGAUUAUACUAUAGUUGUCUCAUUAAAAUCUCUUUACUGUUCUGACAGGUUUUUUUUAUUUACACAUUGAAUUUUUUCUCCACAAAUAUUUGUGGUUCAGACUUACUCCCCAAACUUCUUUCAAUUUGUAUUUAUUGUGGGUUUGUUUUUUUUAUUUUCACAUUAUUUUUAGAGUUCUUGUUUUAUUAAAGUCCUUAGGAAUUUAAUUGAAGAGGAAGAAAAUAAAGGAUUAUAAGAUGGAAAA